AUGAAAGAGCAAAUCUGUCAUCUUUGACAAUUACGGACCCAACUCAAAGUCAAAAAGUUGUUCCUCCCCUUCUUUUAACUGCCCCACCUACAUCCCGAAAUCACGAUCUUUCCUUUGCUCACUCCCUCCCUCCCUCUUCUCCAUUCUCUUGCCCUUCAUGCAUUAGCCCCGAAACCAAACCAAAGAUCAAGUUUUUGAGGAAGCCAUGAGAACAGUAACAGACACCAUUCUCCUCCUCCUCCUCCUCCUCCUCCCCACUUCCAUCCUCUCAUCAAUCUCUCCAUUCUCCUGUGAUGCUUCCAAUCCUUCCACAAAAGAUUACCCAUUUUGUAACGUGAACUUGCCUACAGAGCGGAGGGUUGAUGAUCUCAUCGCCCGCCUUACCCUUGCGGAAAAGAUCUCCCAGCUCGUCGACAGAGCUCCUCCCAUUCCCCGCCUUGGCUUGCCGGGCUACAAGUGGUGGUCCGAAGCUCUUCAUGGCAUCUCUGAUGCAGGGCGAGGCAUCCACUACAACGGCUCAAUUUCGUCCGGCACCAGCUUCCCUCAAGUCAUUCUUACUGCGGCUUCAUUUAACCCCUUGCUUUGGUACCGAAUCGGUGAGGCUAUUGGAACCGAAGCUCGAGCGUUGUACAAUGCCGGGCAGGCAGAAGGGCUAACAUUUUGGGCACCGAACAUUAAUAUUUUCAGAGAUCCGAGAUGGGGCAGAGGCCAAGAAACUCCAGGGGAGGACCCAUUAAUGGCGAGCAAGUAUGCUGUCUCCUAUGUCAGAGGAGUGCAGGGUUAUUCUUACGGAGGAGAAGGUGGAGCAGGGCUCAAGGCUUCAGCUUGCUGCAAGCAUUUUACUGCUUAUGAUCUCGACCGUUGGAACGGAGUUCUUCGGUACUCAUUCAAUGCAAAGAUUUCAGUUCAGGAUCUGGAGGAUACUUAUCAGCCUCCUUUCAAGAGCUGUGUGGAACAAGGUCAUGCCUCUGGAAUCAUGUGCUCAUAUAAUCAAGUUAAUGGCGUUCCAACCUGUGCCGAUUACAAUCUUCUAACAAAAACAGCAAGAGGAUUGUGGGGUUUUAAUGGUUACAUCACUUCGGAUUGCGAUGCUGUCUCGGUCAUUUACACGAGCCAGAAAUAUACCAAGACCCCAGAAGAUGCAGUAGCUAUCACGCUGAAAGCUGGAAUGGAUGUGAAUUGUGGAGAAUAUGUGCGGAACUACGCCUACUCCGCCAUUAAACAAGGUAAAUUAUCAGAAAAGGACAUCAACAGAGGGCUUCACAACCUUUUCUCCAUAAGAAUGCGACUCGGGCUCUUCAAUGGAAGUCCCAACCACCUUCUCUUCGGCAACAUUGCUUCAAAACAGGUCUGCUCUGGCGCUCAUCAGAACCUGGCUCUUGAAGCAGCCCGAGAUGGUAUUGUUCUUCUGAAAAACUUGAAAAAAAUCCUUCCUUUGUCCAAAUCGAAGGUUUCUUCACUUGCUGUGAUUGGUCCAAAUGCAAACCGUGCUUCAGUUCUGCUAGGAAACUAUAACGGACCACCAUGCAAAUCAAACACUCCUCUUCAGGUACUGCAGAACUACGUGAAGAACACAAGAUUUUCGGCUGGCUGUGAUACUGUUAUCUGUAACACAAGCCAUAUUGAUGAGGCAGUAAAGCUGGCCGGCUCAGUGGACUAUGUGAUAUUGUUCAUGGGAUUGGAUCUGACUUUGGAGAAGGAAGAUUUAGAUAGGGACAAUUUGGUGCUUCCUGGGAUGCAGAAAGAACUUAUUACUAGUGUGGCAAGAGUUGUGAAGAGGCCGGCGAUAUUGGUUUUGCUUUGUGGUGGUCCUGUUGAUGUUUCGUUUGUUAAAAAUGAUGAAAAUAUUGGAGGUGUUCUGUGGGGAGGAUAUCCUGGAGAAGCUGGUGGUUUGGCUAUUGCAGAAGUUAUCUUUGGCGAGCACAAUCCAGGAGGAAGACUUCCGCUCACAUGGUACCCACAAGAUUUCACCAAAGUUCCCAUGACUGACAUGAGAAUGAGAGCAGACCCAGGUUCAGGGUACCCAGGAAGAACCUACCGCUUCUACACUGGCAAGCCAGUCUUCAAAUUCGGCCAUGGACUCGGCUACUCCACCUUCUCCUACAAAUUCAAAUCCACACCCAAAAUCCUACUUCUUAACAAAUCAGCCACUGCUCUUCAAUCCAGCAACAACAACUCAGGCAUAACCGGCUAUGACGUUUCGAAGAUGAGCAGAUCAGAAUGUGAGCUGCUGAAGCUCUCUGCCAUAGUGGGAGUGGAGAACCAUGGUCCCAUGGAUGGAAAGCACUCUGUACUGCUGUUUUUGCGCAGGCCAAGCUUGGCAGGAGGCAGGGCAAGGAAACAACUAGUUGGAUUUGAAAGUUUAAGCUUGAAGACGGGGGAGACUGCUCAUGUUGAAUUUGUGUUGAAGCCAUGCGAGGAUUUUGUGCAUGUUGAGGAAGAUGGAAGGAAGUUGGUGGAUUUGGGGUCUCAUUUCUUGAUGGUGGGGAAAGAGAAGCUUGAGGUCAGCGUCGUUGCUUGAAUUUGUGGGUGGAGCAGCAAGAAUUCGAGAGCUUUGAGCCGCCAAGAAUCGGAGAUCAUAAAUUUGUAAAUCAUGGAUUUCAUCUUCGGGUUUUAAUAAGUGGAUGGAUGUUUUAGACU
Molecule: messenger RNA, 2640 nt
Organism: Phalaenopsis equestris
Lineage: Eukaryota; Viridiplantae; Streptophyta; Magnoliopsida; Asparagales; Orchidaceae
Product: probable beta-D-xylosidase 7
Exons: 6
Coding region: 206-2521 (771 amino acids)
Biological process (GO): xylan catabolic process; arabinan catabolic process
Cellular component (GO): plant-type cell wall
Molecular function (GO): alpha-L-arabinofuranosidase activity; xylan 1,4-beta-xylosidase activity
Source: RefSeq, a predicted model, not a curated record